GAGACCUCAUAAGGAAGAUCUUAAGAGGGACUUCGAGGCAUUUUCCACGGAAGUAGGUGCCAUGAAAUUACUCUACCUUCUCAUCUCUGUUGUUCUCUUGAUUUCUCAAGUCAUGGCAGCUCCUGAAGGCUGUAAACAGGAAGGACAGACUGAGUGGAAAGAUUUUGUACGGACGAAAGGUGCCUUCAUCCACUUCUUCAACAACGAUUACGGGCACCAUUAUUGUGACUCUCCUACAAGUGUCUGCCUGAGGAGGAGAACAAACUGUACUCGUAUGCCGGGGUUGUGCCCUGGCAGGAGCUUCUGCUGUGUGAGAACAUGACCUGAGAAAUUUACCUUCCCCAUCCUUCCUGAAUAAAACCAGAACACUGAAACCCUCAA
Rattus norvegicus (Norway rat) is the source of this 381-nucleotide messenger RNA. It is a transcript of the gene Defb52, whose product is annotated as defensin beta 52. Bases 62 to 322 code for a protein of 86 amino acids. The transcript is spliced from 4 exons. The record is from RefSeq and is marked provisional. Lineage: Eukaryota; Metazoa; Chordata; Mammalia; Rodentia; Muridae.